Messenger RNA from Triticum urartu, 1071 nucleotides. Lineage: Eukaryota; Viridiplantae; Streptophyta; Magnoliopsida; Poales; Poaceae. The record is from RefSeq and is a predicted model, not a curated record.
ACAGCUUACUCCUCCCCAGGCCCGCCAAGCCACCGCGCCGCAGCACGACUCCUCCCCCUCCCCUCCCUCCCCAUCCCCUCGGGCUGAACGCCUCUCGCCGCCGGCGAUCGGAGCAGCGCCAGCGCCCCCUUCCGGCGCCGGCAAGGGCCUUCUGCGGACAUGGGGACGCGCCACCUCAUCACCGGCCAGAACAACUGCGCCCCGGACGGGGCAUCCUCCUCCAACCCAUUCGGCGCCCUCGCCAACACCCUCCUCGGCCAGUCCAGCAAAGCGGAGUCACUAAAGGGACUUCCUGGAGCCUCAGUUAAUGUUCCAACUACGUCUGAUUAUAGCACAGCUCCACUGUCUACUGUCCCUGGCUCUGAGAAUGAGUUCAAGCAAGAUCAACGACCAUUUGCACGGGGUGCCGACUUCAUGCGUGGGGGUCCUGCUAAUGAUUGGGUUGAAUCUUUUCGCCCUCCGGGGCAUUCUGCAUUUGGAGGGCCAGAAACAAACUUUGCAGAGUUUGAGCAAAUUUAUAACAAUGCAGGCCCUACCUUCGGACCGGCCUUGGAUGGUCCGCCACAAAGGGUCUUAUCUGGUGUUCUGCAUUCUUUUCUUUCAAGUGGCCGAGCUGGUGUGCCAUUUCAACCUGUCCCAGUACCAGCUCUUGGUUUGUCCGAAGCCGACAAACAAUGUAUACGUGAUCGCAGCUGCAUAAUGGCACGCCAUAUUUUGGCCGAUCAACCUGAAGAAUAUAUACAAGCACAGGUGAAUACACUGCUGCAUUCUCUUGAUAUUGACAAUAGUCAUCGAAUGAAAAAUCCCCUGCAUGGGCCGUACCCAGAGAUGGAGGAGUACUGGAAUCAGUCCCAAAGUGCUUUGAGAUCUGGCCCAAUGCACAAUGCUGCAAAUAAUUGGAUUAGUGAGUUCGGCAAGCAAAACAACAACCCUGAGGGUUGGAUCACUGAGUUUGGCAAGCAGAAUAAUAACCCUGAGGGUUGGGCGCACUCUUUUGAGCAGCAAUAUGGUCCCAAUGGAUGGGCCUCUGAGUUUGAACAGGUCAGAGCCUUCUAAAAGCCUGUUUGACAU